UCUGCCUCUGGGUUCCUCGAAAGCCCAGCGGGCGGGUGGGGACCCUGGAGGAUCCCUGCCCCGCUGAUCCCUGCUAGCCCGGACUCAGGAAAGGCAGGAGGGGACAGAUGCAUCUGAGGAGGCUGCCACAGCCGCAUUGGGAGAGCCAAGUAUGGACCUGCUAUUCCUGUCUCCUGUUUUUCGGGCUCCAGCCUCUCCUCCUGCUUUGCCUUGGAAAGCCCUGGUCUUCCCUUGGUCUUCUCCAAGGCUCCCUAUGGCUCACAACUCCCCACAUUUCUUACUUACCCUGCCUCUUCCGAGGCUGGCUUAUUGUCUCCUUCUUCCUUCUACUCUCCUGAUGGUUAGGCCCCGGAGGUAAGAGGGAGGCUGGAGGUGGGGGUCUAGGUAUUAGUACCUGGAACUAGAUGUCUAGCCAGAGGAUGCUGGGGGCGGCGGAAUUAUAUCCAUGGACAAUAAGGCUAGGGGUUCCAAAACCUUGGGAGUCUAAGAUAGAAAGGGAGGAUGUGGGUGUCAGAUCUCUUCUUGACCCCAUAAUUCUUGGUUUGGCCUGCAGUGACUACUGCUCCCCAGGAGCUCCCUGCUCCUCCUUCCCAGGCAGGAAGCGGAGCCGGACCUGCCUCUGGAAGGGCCAUGCGCAGCACCACACUCCUGGCCCUGUUGGCACUGGUGCUGCUUUACUUGGUAUCCGGGGCUCUAGUGUUCCAGGCUCUAGAGCAGCCUUAUGAGCAGCAGGUUCAGAAGAAGCUGGAGGAUGGCCGAGACAAGUUUCUGAAGGACUAUCCAUGUGUGAGCCAAGAGAACCUGACGAAAUUCAUCAAGCUCGUGGCUGAAGCCCUGGGAGGGGGUGCAAAUCCAGACACCAGUUGGACCAAUAGCAGCAACCACUCAUCAGCUUGGAACCUGGGCAGCGCCUUCUUUUUCUCGGGCACCAUCAUCACUACCAUCGGCUAUGGCAAUACAGCCUUACAGACAGACGCCGGGCGUCUCUUUUGUAUCUUCUAUGCACUGGUGGGGAUCCCGCUGUUCGGGAUGCUGCUGGCGGGGGUCGGGGACCGGCUGGGCUCCUCUCUGCGCCGGGGCAUCGGUCACAUCGAAGCAAUCUUCUUGAAGUGGCACGUGCCACCCGGGCUGGUGAGAAUGCUGUCUGCGGUGCUCUUUCUGCUGAUUGGCUGCCUGCUCUUUGUCCUAACUCCUACCUUCGUGUUCUCCUAUAUGGAGAGCUGGAGCAAGCUGGAAGCCAUCUACUUUGUCAUAGUGACACUCACCACCGUGGGCUUUGGCGAUUAUGUGCCCGGCACUGACCCCGGGCAGAACUCAGCCUACCAACCUCUGGCGUGGUUCUGGAUCUUGUUUGGCCUAGCCUACUUCGCCUCGGUGCUCACCACCAUCGGCAACUGGUUGCGAGCGGUGUCUCGCCGCACACGGGCGGAGAUGGGUGGCCUCACGGCGCAGGCUGCUAGCUGGACCGGCACAGUGACAGCACGAGUGACCCAGAGAGCCGGGCCCAGCGCCCCGCCACCAGAGAAGGAGCAACCGCUCCUGCCCUCUUCCCUGCCAGCGCCACCUGGUGCUGCUGAGCCAGCCUGCAGGCCGGGAUCCCCUGUGCCCCCAAAGAAGGCUGAGACACCUUCCCCGCCCACGCCCACGGCCUCGGCUCUGGAUUACCCCAGUGAGAACCUGGCCUUCAUCGACGAGUCCUCAGACACGCAGAGUGAACGUGGCUGCUCCCUGCCUCGAGCGCCUCGGGGUCGCCGCCGUCCCAAUCCCCCCAAGAAGCCCUCGAGACCCCGGGGUCCUGCGCGUCUCCGAGACAAAGCUGUGCCUGUGUAGGGGCCGGAUCCCUGGCCCGGGACCCCCGGCCAGGGGCUCCGUUCCUGCUGAUGCCCAGGCAUGUUUGGCUUAUUUGACCAAAGAGCCCUCUUUUGUUCAACGCGAUUGUAACCCUGGGAGGAGUUCAAGGGUUGCCAAAUGGCCCCGCUCUUCCCUGGCUGGUUCCUCACGCCCAACCAUUUCCAAAUUCCACUAUCCAAAGCUUUCUGUCUCGCUGUCCUGGCCCGGCUUGUCCCUCACACCUCACGACUGUGCCUCAAAACCUGCAUCAAUAAACAAAAAGUCUGCACCACCGAGUGAGUGCUCCUGAGA
This is a messenger RNA of Peromyscus eremicus (cactus mouse), 2142 nucleotides long. RefSeq names its product potassium two pore domain channel subfamily K member 4 (gene Kcnk4). Bases 631 to 1830 code for a protein of 399 amino acids. NCBI's taxonomy places the organism in Eukaryota, Metazoa, Chordata, Mammalia, Rodentia, Cricetidae. The transcript is spliced from 6 exons. Gene Ontology annotation, biological process: stabilization of membrane potential; potassium ion transmembrane transport. The record is from RefSeq and is a predicted model, not a curated record. Gene Ontology annotation, cellular component: membrane. Gene Ontology annotation, molecular function: potassium ion leak channel activity.